Stereum hirsutum FP-91666 SS1 is the source of this 1230-nucleotide messenger RNA. RefSeq lists its product as uncharacterized. NCBI's taxonomy places the organism in Eukaryota, Fungi, Basidiomycota, Agaricomycetes, Russulales, Stereaceae. The coding region runs from base 1 to 1230 and encodes 409 amino acids. The record is from RefSeq and is a predicted model, not a curated record. The transcript is spliced from 5 exons.
AUGUCUCCCAAAAGCGCUCAUGCUCCUUUGUCCGUCACCAUAGGGAACGAAAAAUUUCUUCCUGAAUCAUCUGUUUUCCCCGUUUCGACUCCCGAACGACUCAGAGAUGUCGUCUUCAUCGAUGAACACCACGUUCGUCCAGGCCUAACCAUGAAUCAGCAUGAGUUUGCGGCAGCGAAGGAAGCUGUACUCGAUCUACUCGGCUGGGGUGUACCUUCAGAGUAUCUUGUCGACUGUGGUCUCUCUCGACAACUUCUUUACUACGUCUUCACCGAGUUGAAUCUCCAUCUGCCUACCAACCUCGACCUCACAGGCAUCAUAUCGUAUCCUCCCCCGCAUGGGUUGGUCAUUGCUUCUCCAGUACCUCCUUCACAGCAGUCUUCUGAUUCAGGCGAAGCCUCGGACCUCCAUGGACGCAUCAAUGUACCCUCGCCACUCGUCUCCGGGACAGCAUCACCAACGACCUCAACGCCAUCUCCUCUGCCUCGUUUCAGUACCAAGUCUGAUUCUCUGCCGUUGGAGGAUGGAGAGGUCGCGGACAUCCCUGGACUCGCGUAUAGCUCGAUAUAUGCGCAUUCUUUGUCCUCGGGAACUGCGUCGAACUCUUGGGGCAGCUGUGUCGAGCCUCUGUCUGGUGAUUCCCAUCUAUCAACGCUGUCCGACUCCAGUCCUCCAGUCGAAUGCGGUAGCUCUAUAUCAAACUGCAAUUCUGCCGACAGCGCCGCGGUAUCUGCAUCGCGCAUCGACAAUGCUUUAUGCAGCCAGCAACGGACUCCUCGCCCUGUGGCUGCCGACUUCUUCGAACUAUACUCCCAAACGAUGUCUUCCACUGGCCACACACAAUACAAAACCCACACGAGGACGAAUACAGAUCACUGUGAACCUGCCCCUCUCAGGAGGCGCUUUAUGGUCGACACAAAUGUUCAUCGUGGGCAUGGAGAUCCCAUGGCAGAGAUGGGGAGCGAGAUGAAGAGUUGGAAGGUCAAAGGGCCAUCGGGGACUGUGACAGCACGCUAUUACAGCUCUGCGAUGUUUCUGCUGCUCGCUUUCUUCGGUCUCUGCUCCAUCGGGUGGCUCUCCUUCUUUCACCGAUUCAUCCAUAUAUACCAAACUCUCAACCUCAUCCACUCGUUCUACAUUCUCAGGUUGAGCAAUACCAUGGACAGCUAUCUUCCUCUACCAGGUCAUGGGGCCUCACGCCACGUUGGCACUGUCCUUGCCUCCUCGUAG